CUUUUCUAAUUUCAAAAUCAAACGCACGCACUCUCUUUCUUCAUAGCAGUUUUUAAUUUCAACUCUCUUUAUUAGGGUUACGGUCGUUCUCUUUAUUUCGCUCUUUACCUCUCGACUCCCUUUGUUCUUCUCUGGUUCCAUUCCCCGAGAUCUGCAUCUCUAGUUGCAGGAGUAAUCGUUGAGAAACUUGCGAACUGAAAAAAAUGGCGGAAUCAUCUCGCGAGGAGAACGUGUACAUGGCAAAGCUUGCGGAGCAGGCGGAGCGAUACGAGGAGAUGGUGGAGUUCAUGGAGAAGGUGGCGAAGUCUUCUGACAACGAAGAGCUGACGGUGGAGGAGAGGAACCUGCUGUCAGUUGCUUACAAGAACGUUAUCGGUGCGAGGAGGGCUUCGUGGAGGAUCAUCUCGUCGAUUGAGCAGAAGGAGGAGAGUAGGGGAAACGAGGACCAUGUUGCAACCAUCAAGGAGUAUAGGGGAAAGAUUGAAGCUGAGCUCAGCAAGAUCUGUGAUGGCAUUUUGAACCUCCUUGAGUCCAACCUUGUACCCUCUGCUACCACCCCUGAGUCCAAAGUGUUCUACCUCAAGAUGAAGGGUGAUUAUCAUAGGUACCUCGCUGAGUUCAAGACUGCUGCAGAGAGAAAAGAAGCUGCUGAGAGUACUUUGUUAGCUUACAAGUCUGCUCAGGAUAUUGCUCUUGCAGACCUUCCUCCUACUCACCCGAUAAGGCUGGGUCUGGCACUCAAUUUCUCUGUGUUCUAUUAUGAAAUUCUUAACUCACCGGAUCGUGCUUGUAAUCUCGCCAAGCAGGCAUUUGAUGAAGCAAUUGCUGAGCUUGACACCUUGGGUGAAGAAUCAUACAAGGACAGUACCUUGAUCAUGCAACUUCUCAGAGACAAUCUGACUUUGUGGACAUCUGAUAUCACGGAUGAAGCUGGAGAUGAGAUCAAGGAAACAUCUAAGCAACAGCCAGGCGAGGGGCAGCAGUAGCAUGGUAGUUCAUGGGAUAUGAAAUUCUGUACUUCACUGGUUAAUAUAGAUUCCGUCUGUGUUGCUAUAGUAGGAUUGUAUUUACAGAUUUCUAUCAUUUCAAGUACGGGUUGUGCUUGUGAUUUCCAAUGUUUCAAUGAAUUCAUGUAUGUGUUUUUUAUUGAUCAGAAUAUGUGUCUUGGUUGUUUAGUGAUUUA
Messenger RNA from Arachis duranensis, 1183 nucleotides. RefSeq names its product 14-3-3-like protein A. The coding region runs from base 204 to 986 and encodes 260 amino acids. The record is from RefSeq and is a predicted model, not a curated record. Lineage: Eukaryota; Viridiplantae; Streptophyta; Magnoliopsida; Fabales; Fabaceae. Gene Ontology annotation, biological process: signal transduction. The transcript has 5 exons. Gene Ontology annotation, cellular component: cytoplasm.